AGCACGGCCGACGGCCGACGCGACCCCACGGAUAACGCAUCGACAUCACUCGAUGAGAUACGACUACGCCUGUCGAUGUGACCAGUGCAACGCGCUUAGCACGUGUGACAACCCCGUGCUCGACACCAAAGCGAGUGCCGCGUUUCAUCUAAUUCAACUUCGCCAAGUGAGCAUGAGUGACAGUGAACUUUACGUGACUUGAAAGUGGCUGUGUUGUGAACUCACAGUGACAACUAUGUUUUACUUACGCAACGUUCGAAUGGACAUUUGUCACGCUCACCCAAGGAGUAACAAGUUUCAAUUACGCCAACUUCUGUGCCAUCUAGUUUUUAAUCCAGCUUAAGUGAACACUUGAAGUGUACGAAAUGGCUCCUUUGUUUAGGGAAAGUUUAGUACUAAUUUUUAUAAUAUCGUGGCAAGUGAAUAACUUAAUAUUGGCAUGCCCAAAAAUAUGUGAAUGUAGGACUAACACGACGGCAUGCGAAAUGUGUUCCUUUAAUGUGACUCUGAAAGAUAAUAUAAAUAAGCAUGAGUUGGAGGUUUGCUGUCAGAAAGAUUUGGAACUUUUUAAUUGGAUACAAAACAACACCAACAAAUCUAUCUCGGAAAUCGUUAUAGAAUACAAGAGUACGUGUAAUACAAGCCGAAUCGAAGUCGACUUUCCUUACUUAGAUACGUACUCCAUCACUAUGCGAAACAAUAGUUUAACGAAGUUACGAAUAAACGUGAAAUUUAACAACGUACGCGUUAUUGAUUUAUCUAUGAAUAAGCUGCAAUUGAUAAACAAUGGACUGUUUAAUAAUUUUACGAACCUCAGGAAACUAAUUUUAAAUAGAAAUCAUAUUUCAAAAAUUUAUGAAAACAGUUUUUUUGGACUCGUUAAAUUAGAGACCCUGGAUUUGUCUGAGAAUUAUUUAACUGUACUUGCGAACGUGUUUUUGCCGCUGAAAAAUCUUCAACAUCUGAAUCUAAGCCGGAAUAAUUUAGAAUUUAUACAUAACAAUUACUUCAACAAUUUUUUACUCCAGCAUCUGGAUAUUUCGCACAAUAAUCUAAGGAAAGUAUCACCGGGAGCUUUGCAGCAAUUACCUAAUCUGGCACGGCUGCUCCUCACAGAUAACCCGCAUUUAGGAAUUACACAGUUGGAUACACAAUUGCUAGUUGGUACCGGCCGGAGACUACAACAAAUCGAUGCAUCGAGAACCGGCCUUUGCCAAGUUCCUGAAGCGUUUACCCAUUCUGUGCGAUUUCUAUCCCUCGUUGGAAACAGAAUAACAUCAAUAAGAUGUGGCGAUUUAGAUAGUUACCCAUUGUUGCAAUCUUUAGAUUUUUGUGACAACAAAAUCGCAACGAUUGAAGACGACUCCUUGGGUAGAUUAGAAAUGCUUUUAUUUCUUAACAUUAAUAAGAACCUACUGUCGAAGGUGCCAAGAUCAUUGCCCGAUGGAUUGAAGUAUUUGUCUAUAAACGAAAAUUUAAUCAGAAACGUUACUACGCCCGACUUUAAAGAUUUACCAAAUCUUCGUAUACUGUUGUUAAAAAGUAACCAGAUUCAAUAUAUUCAAGAUCGGGUUUUCGACGACCUAUUAUCGUUAGAAAUGCUUGAUAUAUCUCACAACCCAAUUAAGUUUUUAUCACCAAGUACUUUUGACGGCCCAUUAUCACUUCGAGAUUUAAGGCUUUGUCACUUGAACAUGUCUGUACCUGUACAAGAGGGGACAUUUCCUCUAUCAUCACCCGAGAGCGUCCAAAUGCUGCAUCUCCAAUCUAGUCCCGGCUUAGCAAAACAAUUGCUUUCUGACUCAGCGGCUUUAGCGGCAUUUUCCCAUUUACAGUACUUAGAUUUGAGGAUGAACAAUCUUACUGAAAUACGUAAUGAUUUAUUAUUUUACUUAGGUCAGUUGAAAACUUUAAGACUGCAUGGAAAUAAUAUAAAUUGUAGUGCCGAAUUAUGGUUAUCUGAUUGGUUGAAUACGAACAAAAGUUUUUCACACUCUGAAACCUGUUACUUCUCAUCUGUGGAGGCUAAAUCAGAAAUAUCUAAAUACAACUGUACAUUUCCAGAAACAUUUACUAUAAGUGAGAGCCUUCCACCUGUAAAUCUGUAUAGCACUGAAAUGAUAAAUAAGUUACUUAGAUAUUACGGAUAUUUGAAUAAUAAAACAGAGAGAAUAAAACAUAAUAACAGCACUAACAUUAAAAAUGACAUUAAUCUUGUUGAGAUUAAGAAAAAUAAUGUAGAAAACCGUAAUUUUCAGUCUAUCUUUAAAGAUGACAUAGAAAAUAGAAUUUCGAGAAAUGAAAAUAGAAUAACUUCAAAUGAUUAUUUAAAUGAAUCAUCGUAUGUUAAAAUUAGGGAAUCGUCGAAAGUCUUGGAUCAAAAUAAAAUUCAGAAAGAUCAAUUAAAUAUUGAUCAUAGAUUCUUAGAUAUUGAACAGUACAUUCCAAUAUCAACGCGUUCGCCUAAAAAAGAUGACGUAGACAUGAGAGAAAUUCGCAUGGAAAAGAGUGCGGGUAAACGAUUAAAUACGCCGGUUUCUACAAAGGAAUCUAAACCAAUUAUUUGGACGACUGAAUAUCAAAUCAUUCGAUAUCCUGCAGUAACUGAGGCGUACACUAUAAACCCUAACGUUCGAUUGGAAUAUUCAUCGUUUAAAGCUACACACACGAAUUAUGCCCAAUAUAUAGGAAUGAUCGCAGUUAUAAGUCUUAUACUGAUUUCAUUGAUACUAUGGGCGAGCUUUCGUCUGAGAUAUAAAAGAAGACAAGUUCGAGCUUUGAAUAUUGAUAUGGAGGACCAAAUAGAAGUGUCGAAUAUAUCCGGAGGGAUAUUAUGGUGACAUCUCCGAGCAGCCGAUCCAACGCCUUUUGAAUACGAUUCCCUUUUAACGUAGCAAUCAUUGUGAGGCGAUCGGCUGCUGGAGAAUGGAAGUGUUUGUGAUAUGAUAUUAUUA
Molecule: messenger RNA, 2954 nt
Organism: Pararge aegeria (speckled wood butterfly)
Lineage: Eukaryota; Metazoa; Arthropoda; Insecta; Lepidoptera; Nymphalidae
Gene: 2mit
Product: slit homolog 1 protein
Exons: 2
Coding region: 366-2840 (824 amino acids)
Molecular function (GO): protein binding
Source: RefSeq, a predicted model, not a curated record